GUUAAGACAAAUCAAACAAGAUCACACAUGACUAUAUUUAGGCUUACACAUUGAGAGAAUUUGAUGAGUCAAAACGAGUGGUCUGCAACUAUAAGUUGUUAACAAUUGAUUGGGUGAUGAUGUUGACAAUGAAAGUUUAUAUAGUAGAAAGAUAGUAAUUUUUAUAAACAAAAAAAGGUCUUUGGUGGUUUUUUUGUUGUUGGUAGUUUGCUAUCAUCAUUCAAUUCUUGUUCUAUUCUGGGUUCUUGAUUUCUUGUUUGGCUUUUCUUGUUUUUGAUGGGUUCUGAAGUGGGUGAGCAAGGAUCACUAGUUUCUUUGUUUAAUAGACACAAAGAUGGAGUCUUUAUACUCUUGAAAGACAAAAGUAGCUUCGAUCAGUCCCCACGCCCUGUUCAAAACGCCGAAAGUUUUUCGGACGACUUCUCAUGAACUUGUUUAGUCUUGUUUUUUCAAUUCUCUGCAAAAUUAUUGCUGUCGAUAAAGGAUUCAAAGAAAUUGUUGUACUUGGUUGACUGAUUUACACCAGCCAUGAAGAGGUCACUUGAUAGCUCCGAUUCAUUGGGUGUUUUGAUGUCCAUCUGUCCAACCACUCCAGGUGACCCAAAUCAAGGGAGCGGCCAUGUCUACUCGAGAGAGUUCCAGACGAUGCUGGAGGGUCUUGAUGAAGAAGGGUGCAUAGACGAAUCAGGGCAUCUGAUGACGGAGAAGAAGAGGCGUCUGAGUGUGGAACAGGUCAAGGCUCUCGAGAAGAACUUUGAGGUGGAGAACAAGCUCGAACCCGAACGGAAAGUGAAGCUGGCUCAAGAGCUGGGCUUGCAGCCGAGGCAGGUGGCGGUUUGGUUCCAGAACCGCCGCGCCCGGUGGAAGACAAAGCAGCUUGAGAGAGACUAUGGUGUUCUCAAAGCCAACUAUGAUUCUCUUAAGCAAAAGUAUGAAACCCUCCACCAUGACAAUGAAGCCCUCCUCAAAGAAAUCCGGGAACUGAAAGCCAAGCUGGUUGGAGAAAGUGGGGGGAACGUGGUUAUGGUGAAGGAAGAGGCGGUGGAAUCAGAGAGCGAAGAACUGGAAAGGAAGAACGCAGAACAGAGGGACCAAGAAACAGAGUUCAAUAACCUUCAAGACUGCUCCAAUGGAGGGCUGAUUUCAUUCGCGGAUCUCAAAGACGGGUCAUCAGACAGCAGCGAUUCGAGCGCGAUCCUCAACGAGGAAAACAGCCCAAACGCGGCUGCGGCCAUUUCUUGCUCAGGGGCCUUCUUGAUGAUGCCUAAUGGCUGCGGGUCUCCUUCCUCUCUGUCUCGCUUCAACCAGAACCCGGUGGUGGUCAGGGAUGAGGUGUGCAGGAAGGCGUAUCAGCCGCCCCCGGCUCAGGUGGUGAAGAUAGAGGAGUAUAACUUCUUUGGCGGCGGCAGUGGCGGCGAGGAAGCGUGCAGUAGUUUGUUCUCAGACGAGCAAGCCCCGAUACUCCAUUGGUACUCCCCGGAGGACUGGAAUUGAACUGGAACAAGUGUUCAUCAUGAAUCGAAGAACAAAUAAAUAGAAAAAAAAAGUUUUUUUUUUUUUUGAAUUUGAUUUAUUUCUUUAGAAGUCCUUAGUAAAUACUACAUCCGUCCCAGAGUAUUUGUCCACUUUCAUUUUUACACACCAUCCAAUACACUUCUUUAAUCCAUUUUAUCUUGUAAUUUGUAUAUUAAAAAAUUAUAGAAAUUAUAUAUUAAUAAUCUAUAUGUUAAGACAAAUCAAACAAGAUCACACAUGACUAUAUUUAGGCUUACACAUUGAGAGAAUUUGAUGAGUCAAAGUGCUUUGAUGAACAGUUCCAAAAGUCAAAACUGGNUUCUUUAGAAGUCCUUAGUAAAUACUACAUCCGUCCCAGAGUAUUUGUCCACUUUCAUUUUUACACACCAUCCAAUACACUUCUUUAAUCCAUUUUAUCUUGUAAUUUGUAUAUUAAAAAAUUAUAGAAAUUAUAUAUUAAUAAUCUAUAUGUUAAGACAAAUCAAACAAGAUCACACAUGACUAUAUUUAGGCUUACACAUUG
Molecule: messenger RNA, 2038 nt
Organism: Cuscuta campestris
Lineage: Eukaryota; Viridiplantae; Streptophyta; Magnoliopsida; Solanales; Convolvulaceae
Source: the annotation of a GenBank genome assembly